GGGAGUUCUCACGAACUGGGUGGCUAUUCAAUACGGGGAAAGUUUCGAAAUUCCUCCCCUUGUUCCUUUUGACCGAAGUAAAGAGUUCGUGAUUGUGAUGACGAGGCGGUCCAAUAGACUGUUCCGCUCCACUGAGGACGUUUGUAAAUCGUAGCCGUGAAGUGACACCUCAAAAUUCAGUAUUCGAAUUCGUUCAUGAUUUUAAUAUUUCCUACAUCGGAAUAAGAGCAUGGAAUGACACAUAUGGUGAUUCUAGUUCUUUAUGGGCGAGUAAUGAUAAGGUUUACCUAAGACACAGAGGACUGUUAGAGGGACAGUGCUGUUUAUCUAAGGAUUAAUUUGGCGGUCCCUCCUUUUCCAACACAUCAACGAGCAGCGAGGACUGAAACCACAGCCUAAACACAACUAAAACAAAGUCACACCAAACCUAAUCGUCACUGGAUUGAAAUCAAAGUUUACAAGUGAUUUGUGUGUGAUAAUAAUGAUUCCAAAAUGAAAUAUUUGUUCGACUAAAAAGAAGUGUAUUAAAGUAUUUCCACUGGAAAAGUAACUACUGCUGAUCAUUAAGUAUUAUUUGUGAUACUCGAAAAACAAAAUACUCACAUUCUCCGGCGAUGAACCCCCCGGCCACUCUCUGUGUUCUGUGGAUGGCGGUAUUAUGGAUUCCUCCCAUUGAGGGAGGGAUUUCGCGCUCAUUGACAAACACAGUGUGUCAGAGGAGGGACAGCGGGUGCACAUGUACUACCGACUCCUCGGGAGGUCUGUCUGUAUCAUGUAAAUCCCAGGGAGAAUCGGAAUUUCCCCUGGACUUACCUUCACAAGCUACCACAAUCACCUUAUCAGGCUAUCAAGUAUAUAACAUCACCAGGUCUGACUUUCUAGGUGCUACUAUGCUACAAGAAUUAAACAUAAUAAACUGUAAAAUUCAAGUCAUAGGGGGCUGGGCCCUAGACCAUCUCUAUCAAUUGCAGACAAUUAAUCUAGAAAGGAAUAAACUAUCCGCUGUGGAUAAGAAUACAUUCUAUCACAUGAUUCGAUUAAAGAAAAUCAACCUUAGCUUGAAUAACAUUAGAUUCAUCGACGGAGACGCAUUUUACUCUCUUCACAACUUAGCGGAAUUAAAUUUGAGAGAUAACCCAUUACAAUGUAAUUGCGAGAUGCAAAGAUUUAAGGAAUGGAGUUUCAUCAGAAGACAACAGGUCGCCUUGCUGGACGCUAGAUGUGCCAACAAAAAUAAUUUGUCCCUCUUUGAUGUCAAAGAUUUUGGUUCAUGCACAUCCCCUACUUUGUUUCACAAGCACAAUUGUUAUAUCUGUAGUGGUACGUUAUCUCACAAUGACUGUCAGGACCAACUAUGUUCUACAAAUGAGGCUUGUUUUUCCCAGAUCAAUUAUGUAAAUAAUAAAGUAUAUAUCUACAAAGGAUGUACUGUAGACACAGAUUGUGCUAACCGAGAGAAACAGAAUGUAAACAGUUGCUACAACACAGAUGGCUCUCGAAGUUGUUAUUUCUGUUGUCUUGACAACAAGUGUAAUGGAAAAUCUCUGGGACGAAGGACAAAAGAAGUUCACUUUUACAUUCCAAUUACGAUGCCUGAGCUAACCUAUCCCUAUCUUUCCCAGAAUUAUAAUAAUACUGUCUUUGGAACACUAAAUAUUAUGCGAUACAAUAUUCUCACAAAUUUUCUCGAGAGCAAUUGCUCCUUUGCUGCUGAUGAUGUCACAGUACAACACUCAGGUCCACCCGAAUUCACAAUAUAUUUCAAGGCUAUCUGUACGACUUUGAGGGAGUACAAAAAGACAGACAUACAGUAUGUACUUGAAAAGUUCCUAAAGUCCAUCCCUUCACUUUCAGCGUUAAAAAUCCUUAAAGUCGACAUUUAUUAUACAGGUUACUGUGAGGCGGAGAAUACGACUAAUUACCCCAGACAGGGAGUUUGGCCUGCUACUAAGUAUGGAGAGGUGGCUCAGCUUUACUGUGCAGACAACAUCCUUGUCAGAAGGAUGUGCUCCGAGACUGAGGGCUGGGCUCCCCCGCCGUUAUGUUCCGUAACACAACCACCGAUCACCACAACCCUUGCCCCCACCACAACCACCGCUUCUCUAGAAGAGCUCUCCACUCGUACUGUGGAUGAUAAUUCGGCUGAUGAAAUUGCCGAGCAGCUGUACCUUCAAACAGAGAGGGCCCCUGAGUUUACGGAUAGAGACAUCAACAUGACGGUCUCUCUCCUAGAAAAACUAGAGAGUUUACAGAGCACGUAUACCGCUGACAACAGAGAGAAGAAUAUUGUGGGCGUUAUGAGUCACAUCAUGAAUGUACGGGAGACAGAAUUCAGUCUGGCGGAAAAGAAAUUUCAAUCUGCUAGCAGAUUACUAGGGUCCAUUCAGAAGCUGUCUUCAUCUACAAGCUUAAGUAAGGGGGAUUUCAAACAGGUUGAAUCCAACAUUGGGAUAAUAGCGGCGUCCACCAGUAGAGCAAACUAUAACGGCAUAGUGCUGGCUUCACUGGCUCAUCCCAGCAGUGAACUGGACGAAACAAACCUGGUUCUGAUAAAGGAUGGAACGAUUCCGGCCCAAUCGGCCUCCUGGAUACACCUUCCCAGACAACUCAUGUCAGAACUACCGUCUUCUUCUGCACCAGCAAGAGUCACCCUAGCAGCCUUCAAAAACGACAAAAUGUUUAGAGCCAUUCGAUCGACUUCUAAACCAGAUGACGACGAUGAUGAUGAUGAAAUUAUAUUGAGAAGUGAGUCUAACAGUGUUAUUCUCUCAGCACAAAUACCCAACGUCAAAGUGGACAACCUUGACACACCCAUAGAAAUGCGAUUCCAACAAAACAUCAAGGUCAAAAACGAAAUCACGGAUUCAUCGACAGCAGAGAAUGCCACCUGUGGUUAUUUUAUUGAGGUGGGACCUAACAAAGGUCACUGGUCAAGUGAAGGGUGUAAGGUCGAAGUUCACAAGCCAGGGGAGUAUACAGAGUGUCAAUGUGAUCAUCUCACUAACUUCGCCUUGUUGAUGGAUGUAUAUAGUGUGGGAGGAGAUCUAAGUGAGGCCAAUAAGAUGGCCUUGACCUACCUGUCAUACCUGGGAUGUGGUAUCUCCCUCCUAGGCCUCAUCCUGACACUUAUCACGUACUUCAUGUUCAGAAAACUACGCAGCCAUAAUCCAGCAAAGAUUUUAAUUAACCUUUGUAUCGCUAUUGCUGCCACGGACCUUAUAUUUCUGGCUGGUCAACAAGAAUAUACUCUAAAGAAUGAAAUAGGAUGCAAAAUUGUAGCAGCCUCCCUUCAUUUUUUCCUCCUAUCCGCCAUGUGUUGGAUGCUAGUAGAGGCAUAUUACAUGUACAUAGCUCUCAUCAGAGUUUUUAAUUCACACAUAUCAUUAUUCAUUCUGAAAAGCGUGGCAGUUGGAUGGGGUAUACCUUUGCUCAUUGUUGCCAUAACACUUGGAGUGAAUACAACUGAUAACUACGGCAAUCAGAAAGGAGGAAUAUGUUGGCUGAAUCCCAUUCCAUUUUACGCAGCUUUUCUCGCACCUGUUGCAAUCAUUAUGAUUAUUAAUUUCAUUGUGUUCGCCAUGGUUCUUCGCCAGCUCUUAGGAGCAGCAACAAAGAAUCUUAACAAGACUGAUUCCACCAAAACCUCAUCGCGCUUGCGCGGAGCUGUUACUUUAGUGAUUAUGUUGGGAUUGACGUGGGUGUUUGCAAUUCUGGCCAUCGAUGGAGGGGCACCAGUUUUUCAAUAUUUAUUUACAAUAUUUAACUCUCUACAGGGAUUGUUUAUCUUUGUGUUUCAUUGUUUGCUGAAAACUGAUGCCCAGAAGGCGUGGAAGAGGGCUUGUUGUGCCGGAGACAAGGACAAGGAUUCAAAAACAUCCAAAGGUUAUUCCAGCAAUGGGCAAGACAACAUGUCUAAAUCUACAGCCUCCUUCUCAGAUAUUAAUACAGACGUCAAACACAGAGAGAAGUCUGCUAAUGGUAUUUCCAGCAAAAGUCGUGCGAAAGAUUUCCCAUCCUAUUCUGGAUCAUCUAUUUGACAAAAUAUACCAAUCAACAAACAACAAUAACUUAACAACAAUAAGAACAAUCAUUAAACAACAAUCAACCAACAGGUUGCUUUAUACAGAUCUCGGUUACUGCUACUAUAGGAAAACUUAUUUCAUCAAAAAGCUUUGAACAUGUAUAUUAUGUUUAACAAUCACGUUAAUUUCUAACAGUAUAGCAUUGUAUACUUCUAUAAUUAUUUUCAUGUCAAUUAUACAGAAGGUUUCUUGUAUAUGUUUUGCUGUUAUCUGCUACACGUUCAAUUUAUGGAAAAUGAUUUUUAGUUAAACUGUGCAGAAACAAGUUGUUUUGAUU
Saccostrea cuccullata (small rock oyster) is the source of this 4359-nucleotide messenger RNA. Its product is annotated as adhesion G-protein coupled receptor G2-like. The transcript has 27 exons. Lineage: Eukaryota; Metazoa; Mollusca; Bivalvia; Ostreida; Ostreidae. The record is from RefSeq and is a predicted model, not a curated record. Gene Ontology annotation, cellular component: plasma membrane. Gene Ontology annotation, molecular function: protein binding; G protein-coupled receptor activity. Gene Ontology annotation, biological process: adenylate cyclase-activating G protein-coupled receptor signaling pathway; cell surface receptor signaling pathway. The coding region runs from base 615 to 4037 and encodes 1140 amino acids.